AUGUGCCCAGUCGACACAUACUGUGCCCUCUGCGGUGUCCUCAUCAGCCAUAAAGGCUUUGAGUUUGAAUCUGAUGGAUUCUAUUGGGACCCAGCUCCUCCGCAGAGACGGUUCCGGGAGGCCAGCAUGGCAUACGGGCGUGGAGUCAAGUACAUUGACGAGAGUGGUAUCCUCGGGACCUUCCCGGAUAAGGCGACCAUUAUCUCCUGGCUAGACUGCGAGGGCCUUCUGAACUCCAUCCGAGCCACCUUCCGCCAGGACACCAAAUCUUCACAAUUUCCUCUAGUAUCGCUAUCGCUCACAUUUGCGAAUUCACACAUUUCCACAGUCGGGCCCUCAGAGUUUCACCCAGCCGACGACAACGAGCAAGACGGAGGGUCGGGCUACACGCACGAUACCUGGGAGAUUCAAGGAUCACGGCUCAAGACUUUGCGUCUGUGGACAGAUGAGUGGCAGACUCUAACAGGGCUACAGUUUUUGGAGCAGAACGGGGCUCAAAGUCCAAGAUGGGGAGAUUGCAAGACGGAAGGUCCUGUCGAGCUGGAUCUGCAAAGCAGCACUGGGGGAUGGGCCAAAGGACUGAAGGUGUUUAUUGACCCGGAUGACUCUGUGGUUGUGAGGGUUCAGUUGAUAGAGAUCGAGAGUCCACGUCGGGGCUCAAUUCAGUAA
Messenger RNA from Fusarium falciforme, 669 nucleotides. RefSeq lists its product as hypothetical. The coding region runs from base 1 to 669 and encodes 222 amino acids. The transcript has 2 exons. NCBI's taxonomy places the organism in Eukaryota, Fungi, Ascomycota, Sordariomycetes, Hypocreales, Nectriaceae. The record is from RefSeq and is a predicted model, not a curated record.